Molecule: messenger RNA, 236 nt
Organism: Scutellospora calospora
Lineage: Eukaryota; Fungi; Glomeromycota; Glomeromycetes; Diversisporales; Gigasporaceae
Source: the annotation of a GenBank genome assembly
CAAAACUCUUGAUCGAUCUUGUUCAAAAUGGUUUUAUUGCGAAUAUUACCAAGACAAAAAUCAGAAAAAAUGGAAAAACAUUAUUUGUAGGAGAUGGAGGAAUUGAUUUAUUUGGAAGUUUUAUGAAUAUGCAUUAUAUAAUUCAAGCUAAAUUUAGAACAGAUGAAGAAUCAUAUGUUCCUCCUAGUGAAAUUAGUAAAUUCAUAGCAGUUUUAAUGCAACAACCUGAGAAUACA